AUGGCCACUGUUGAACUAGUUGAACAAGACAAACGUGUGCUGGCCCCCGAAACCGAGGAAUCAUCUUUUGAAAUUUUAACCCAAUAUGUUUCAGAUGACGCAUCUUCUUCAAAAUCAACGAGAUGUCGGCUCGGAAACCACGAAAAGCGUCGAAUGGAUCGGGAACAAUAUAAAGCAUUAUUAAAGGAAAAGGACCAAAAAAGGAAAGAGGAGCGUCGUAGGAGAAGAGAAGCAGGAAUUUUGCCUCCUAGAACAAAACCUGUCAAAAUCAACAAAUAUCCAUCGCCAAUGUCAUUAGUAAUUGAUCUAUCAUUUGAUGAAUUAAUGACAGAUAAGGAAAUUACAGAUUUAUCUAAUCAGAUGAACAGAUCUUACGGAGCCAAUCGUUCCAGUUGGCGUCCGGUCAGACUGUAUUUCACAAGUUUCGGUGGUCGCAUUAAAGAGCGAUUUAUGUCGAAAGUUAAAGACUGGGAACGGUGGAAGGAUGUUACGUUUACAGAAAAGUCCUUUGAAGAAGUGUUUGUCGACACAAGCAAGAUAACCUAUUUGACUGCAGACGCGGAUGACGUAUUGACUGAUUUGAGUGAAGACGAAGUUUAUGUUAUUGGAGGGCUGGUAGAUAGAAAUAGGCACAAGGGCGUCUGCCUACGUAAGGCGCAUGAUCUAGGAAUAGCAGCCGCAAAGUUGCCAAUAUCAUCGUACAUUACAAUGAAAACAAGAUCUGUGCUGACUGUCAAUCAUGUCGCUGAAAUAAUGAUAUCAUACGUCAACAGACAAAACUGGGAAAAGGCAUUCAACGACAUUAUUCCCAAACGAAAGUUUCACCUAUCUAUUACACAGAUCGGAGUCUAUGCCACAGCUACCACAUUUGGGUAG
Paraglomus brasilianum is the source of this 876-nucleotide messenger RNA. The record is from the annotation of a GenBank genome assembly. Lineage: Eukaryota; Fungi; Glomeromycota; Glomeromycetes; Paraglomerales; Paraglomeraceae.